Messenger RNA from Penicillium griseofulvum, 1065 nucleotides. Its product is annotated as putative cAMP receptor-like protein. NCBI's taxonomy places the organism in Eukaryota, Fungi, Ascomycota, Eurotiomycetes, Eurotiales, Aspergillaceae. Bases 1 to 1065 code for a protein of 354 amino acids. Gene Ontology annotation, biological process: cell surface receptor signaling pathway; adenylate cyclase-activating G protein-coupled receptor signaling pathway. Gene Ontology annotation, molecular function: G protein-coupled receptor activity. The record is from RefSeq and is a predicted model, not a curated record. Gene Ontology annotation, cellular component: plasma membrane. The transcript has 3 exons.
AUGACGCUGUCAGAACGACAAAUAUUGGCCAUCUCGGCCACAGAGCGAGUUUGCUCGACUAUCUCGUUGGUUGGCACUUUUGUUAUAGUCGCUACUUUUAUUUGGUCCCCCACAUUCCGUAAACCCAUCAACCGCUUGGUGUUCUAUGCAUCGUGGGGUAACAUCAUGGCUAAUAUAGCCACCAUCAUAUCGGCAGACGGGAUUCAUUCUGGGGCGGAUAGUUCACUAUGCCAGUUCCAGGGAUUCUUGAUUCAAUGGUUCAUGCCCGCCGAUGCACUAUGGACAUUCGCAAUGGCAUGCAAUGUCUACCUAACAUUCUUCCACAAAUACAACUCAGAGCAACUACGCCAGCUGGAAUGGAAAUAUGUGCUCUGCUGCUACGGUGUUCCAUUUGUCCCAGCUUUCGCGUACUUCUUCAUCCAAACUCAGGCCCGAGGCCGGUUAUAUGGCUCCGCCAUACUCUGGUGCUGGAUCUCUACACAAUGGGGCUUCCUCCGCAUCGCCACAUUCUACGGACCAGUCUGGCUCAUUAUCUCAUUGACCUUCGCUAUCUACCUACGAGCAGGAACGGUGAUUUAUCAGAAACGUCGUCAGCUUCGGAACCUCGGCGGCAUAGACUCAGAUCUUGCUCCAGAAUCCCCCUUUGCGAUGUUGACCGGUAUCCAAGUUACUAGGGAGAUUGCUUGCUCGACGCCAGAGCGCCGGUCCCUAUCGGAGGGCAACGCGCGCGGGUUGCCGUGUGCUGCGUUCAGAGCAUACUCGGUCACGAUCGAGGGCGGGAGUACGGCCAGCACAACUCAAGGUCCCAGCUCAAAAAUCGGUCCAAGUCCUCUUCAGCGGGAGAAUUCUGGCAAGAUCACGCGGCCAGAUGGGCUGGAUUCGCAACGGAGGUCGACGUCCACGGACGCUAGUUCGGCGACUUGGGCGUAUACAAAAUACGCUAUGCUGUUUUUCAUUGCAUUGCUUGUUACAUGGGUAGGUCUGGUCGAAGCCCAUCAUAGUCUGAAAACCAGUGUCGGCUCUUUUCGUGUGUUGAUUGUUCGACGCAGGUCCCCUCGACGAUAA